UUACACAUUGUAAGUUGUGCUUUUCACUGCAUUGUUUGGUCGACAAUAGCUACAAGAUUAUGGAUUACCGAGCACUGCUGUUAUUCUGUGUGGCUGUUCUGCUCGCCCUGGUGGUCACAGAAGGGCGCAGCAAGAAAGUGGUGAUCCAUGUUCCGUACAAGGUGAAGAAAAUAAAACAUACUCACAUGGUGUAUAAGACUGUGCACCACCAUCACAUUGAUCAUGCCCCGAUGGAGGAGCACGAACACUUCCAUCACAUGCACAUUCACGACGAGGCACCGUCAGCACAGCACAGCCAGCCAGUCCCGGGAAUAGGCAUCCCGGAGUUCCUCCCCGACGUGCCGGAGUUGCCCCUGGACGUGCCAAACGUGCCACCAGACAUGCCGCUGCCCAUACCCAUCCCCAACCGCCACAUCAUCCCGCUUUUUAGAAGGAAAAUAGAAUAAUGGUGAUCAAGACGACAAACAAAAUCUGGGAUACGUAAAAGCCAUAUGUAGUAGGUAUUAAUUUAUUAUCAAAUUAAGUUUUAAUGCUGAGUACGCGUACUCGUGAAGCGAUACACUUCAUAAUAUUUCUUUCAUUAAUAAAUUAUUCUUAUACAAAUAUGAGGUCGGAA
This is a messenger RNA of Pectinophora gossypiella (pink bollworm), 616 nucleotides long. RefSeq lists its product as uncharacterized. Lineage: Eukaryota; Metazoa; Arthropoda; Insecta; Lepidoptera; Gelechiidae. The transcript is spliced from 4 exons. Bases 60 to 446 code for a protein of 128 amino acids. The record is from RefSeq and is a predicted model, not a curated record.